Messenger RNA from Neocloeon triangulifer, 2317 nucleotides. RefSeq names its product serine/threonine-protein kinase greatwall (gene gwl). The record is from RefSeq and is a predicted model, not a curated record. Gene Ontology annotation, biological process: intracellular signal transduction; peptidyl-serine phosphorylation. Gene Ontology annotation, molecular function: protein serine/threonine kinase activity; ATP binding. Gene Ontology annotation, cellular component: nucleus. The coding region runs from base 138 to 2102 and encodes 654 amino acids. NCBI's taxonomy places the organism in Eukaryota, Metazoa, Arthropoda, Insecta, Ephemeroptera, Baetidae. The transcript is spliced from 13 exons.
GGGGAAGUUGUAAACAAAUCGGUUGGAUCGAGCUCCAUGCGUUCGAAAUUUUUAAUUGACAUUUUUUGCAAAUUAUCUGGAUUAAUGAGUUAAGCUGACUUUUUUGACAAUCACUUUUUGUUGCUCAUCAUCUGCCAAUGAUGGACCAGAUGGACAACGAUGAGGAUCCGCAUUGCACGACUCCGAAAGGAAUUAAAGUCCACAAAGAACUGCUCCAUGAGCAAGACUGUACAAAGCUUCCAGACAUCGAUGACUUUAUCGUCUUGAAGCCAAUCAGUAGAGGAGCCUUUGGAAAAGUUUUUCUUGGCUUCAAGAAAACAAACCCAGAUAAAUACUUUGCCAUCAAAGUUAUGAAAAAAUCAGAGAUGAUUCACAAAAACAUGGUCAGCCAAGUAAUUACGGAGAGAAACGCGCUGGCUCUGUCUCAAAGCCCAAUGUGUGUCCGUCUUUUCUACUCUCUGCAGACGAAGAGCUCAAUUUACCUUGUGAUGGAAUACAUGGUCGGCGGUGACCUGAAGUCGCUGCUAAGCGUCUACGGCUACUUUGACGAGGCCAUGGCCACCUUUUAUUGUGCUGAGAUUGCUCUGGCUCUGCAAUACCUCCACAGUCAUGGAAUAAUUCACCGGGACUUGAAACCAGACAAUAUUCUGUUGACUGAUCAAGGUCAUAUCAAGUUGACAGACUUUGGUCUCAGUCAAAUUAGUCUGGACCACAAAGAACUUCAAAUAUCCGAUUUGUUGAAAACCCCAGCGACUGAAUUCGGCAGAACUCCAGGGCAGUUGCAGUCACUUACAACUCACCUUUCAUUUGGUUCGGGGCCCAAUUCUGAGGUUGGCUCUCCCUCUAGUGACAAAGAAAAUGCAGACGAAGCAAAUAGACCUUGCACUUUGGAGGAGGCUUUAAAACAAUGUGUUAAUAGUGGCUCUUCACAGAGCUUGGACAAAGUUACCACUCCUACUUCAAAGAAUGGCAAAGAAGUUGCAUCUCCCGAAGCAGACAAGUCGCCUUUGUCAGGAGUUACUCAUUUCCUGUCUCCGGAGAGAGAUUUAAUUUGCUCAAAUUCGCCACCAAAACAAGAUUCGAGCGAAAACAGCGCAUCCUCAAGCUCGUAUCACUCUUGUGAAAGCAGCAAUGGUGGUCACAGUGACACAACUCUGAGUGACAAUUCUCAUGCCUCUCAUGUCACUUUGCAAGCAUUAACGCCCAGCUCCCUGGAACUUUCAGAUGAUUCUGCUAAAGCAGGCAACUUGAAGAGGAAACUCAACCAACACACUGGAGUGACCCAAGAAAUCAGCACUCUCGAAAUUGCUCAUAUCCAAAACAAAAUACUGAGAUCAGCAAUGAGCCCAGAGAACACAAGCACCCCAACUCAAGAGCAUUGCUGCACUCCCAAAACAACUCAGAGGCGCCGUCUUGAUUCUAGUUGGAGGAGGAACGCUACUGACAAGUACCCGAAGAGUCCAGUCAAUUUUAAUUUCAAAAAGUUGACCAGAUUUGAAUUACCUGAGCCAUCUCCGAUCCUUGCCAGUCCUCCUGAGAGGAAGUCUGCAGGCAAUUCCGGUUCUGCUACUCCAUUGAAACCAGUCACCACACCAUACAGAACUCCAAAAUCUGUUCGACGGGCACGAGCGAGUCAAAGCUGGAUAAGUGACAACCGCAUCUUGGGCACUCCGGACUACUUGGCCCCGGAGCUCCUUUGUCGCCAGAAGCACGGCCCAGCUGUUGAUUGGUGGGCGCUAGGAGUUUGCCUCUAUGAGUUUGUAACCGGAAUACCACCAUUCAAUGACGAAACUCCUGAAGCCGUCUUCAAUAACAUUCUUCAGAAAAAUCUUGAGUGGCCUGAAGGAGAUGAAGCCAUUUCUGAAGACAUGCAAUUCACCAUCGACCAACUUUUAACUCUAGACCCUGAACAAAGACCAGAUAUUGAUGGCGUCAAGGCUAUGCAUUUGUUUGCCAGCGUUAAGUGGGAUUCACUACUGAGCCUGCGAGCACCUUUCGUCCCUGAGCCUACCAGUGGUACUGAUACUGCGUAUUUUGAAGCUCGGAAUACACUUCAACAAUGGACUGUCUCCAACUGUGAGCUGAGCAAGUUUUUGCCCUGAUUUACGCUCUUACCAUGCGAUAAUGUAAGUCCGUCAAAAUCUAAACUCGAAACUGAAGCAUGUUUGAUUCUGUGAUGAAUGCAUAUUAUUGCUAUUAUAGUUACUGCCAUUGGUGGUGCACCAGCAUUUUAUAACGUGCCUAUCAUAGCUUAUGCUAACUUAUACAUUUUAAAUUAAAACUGUCGUAUUCACAAGUCAUGGUUUAUAAAUAUUCA